AUGAACAAGUUUCUUCUUCUACUACUCAUUUGUACAGUUGGCUCGACUAUAAGUAAAAAAGGCAUGACUUUCAUGAAGUACACACAUGAUGCCCGCUUUGGUAUUGACAAUCUCAGCUGUUAUGCGCCAUCCGAUUUCAAGGGUGUACCAGUCUGUGACGCAUACAACGGCGAUACAGACUGCGAGAAUCUGUUACCAGUACUCUGCGUGAAAGUGGACGAUAGUCCUCGCCCAGCCUAUCCAGUUACAGGUGAAGGAGCUGCGAUGCCAGUGUGGAAUUAUUUUGGAUGGGGUCGCGGUCAUGUUGCUUCUACUAAACCGGUUAAAGCGAGCCAAUUUCAAACUCGAGAAGCUGUUGAUGCUUUUUGUGCAGACGCUUUUGGUAGCGGUUGGAAGGUACAGUCUUGGCAAGAUAUGAGCAAAUGGAUAAGUGGCAUGGGCGGAGUGGACGGUAUGAAGUAUUCAGGUAGCGAAUGGAGUGCUAAUGCAGACAAAAUGCAAAGUGGAGGGUGGGGUUUCUAUGCAUAUGGUAACCUGAGAAAUGAUACACGUUUAUGGAUGGACGGACCCCAUGAUCAAGUUUCUACAUGUUGGGCACACUGA
Messenger RNA from Adineta steineri, 603 nucleotides. The record is from the annotation of a GenBank genome assembly. Lineage: Eukaryota; Metazoa; Rotifera; Eurotatoria; Adinetida; Adinetidae.